This is a messenger RNA of Selaginella moellendorffii, 1138 nucleotides long. Its product is annotated as embryonic stem cell-specific 5-hydroxymethylcytosine-binding protein. Gene Ontology annotation, molecular function: single-stranded DNA binding. The record is from RefSeq and is a predicted model, not a curated record. Gene Ontology annotation, biological process: DNA damage response. Bases 61 to 918 code for a protein of 285 amino acids. Lineage: Eukaryota; Viridiplantae; Streptophyta; Lycopodiopsida; Selaginellales; Selaginellaceae. The transcript has 9 exons.
GAGGGUGUGCCACUUCAGCACUGGUUCUUUCUCUAGGGUUUAUGCGUUUUGCUUGGAGAAAUGUGUGGGAGAGCUCGAUGCACGCUUGCCCCCGACGCUGUGGGAGCUGCCUGUGGUUUUGGGGAUUGCCAGCUCCGAUUGAUCGAUCACGACAGGUAUCGUCCAUCUUACAAUGUGUCGCCUGGAGCUUAUUUCCCUGUUGUUCAUUACGAAGCCAAAGACGAUGGGGAAGCUCUUCCGGUUGUGCAAGCGAUGAAAUGGGGGCUCGUUCCCAGCUUCACCAAAAAAAAUGAGAAGCCCGAUCACUAUCGCAUGUUCAAUGCAAGAUCAGAAACUGUGCGUGAGAAGACCUCCUUCUCUCGACUUCUUCCAGCGAAACGGUGCCUCGUGAGCGUCGAAGGAUUUUACGAGUGGAAGAAAGAUGGUAGUAAGAAGCAACCAUAUUAUAUCCACUUCCAGGACGAGCGCCCUCUUGUAUUCGCCUGCCUGUACGACUCUUGGCAAGAUGCCGAAGGAGACACGCUCUUCACUUUCACCAUUUUGACCACGCGAGUGUCCAAGCGAUUGGAAUGGCUCCACGACAGGAUGCCUGUCAUUCUAGCGAGCGACGACGCAACGAAAGCAUGGCUAGAGCUUGGCUGCUCCCUCGAUGACGUCUUCCGCAAAUUCGUGCAGCCAUACGAAGGACCGAAUCUGGUAUGGUAUCCUGUUACAUCGGCAAUGGGCAAGCCGUCCUUUAAUGGGCCAGAUUGUAUCAAGGAGAUCAAACAACAAAAGGUGAAUGAUAUCAGCAGAUUCUUCAAGCGGAAGCCACAGGAGAGUAAUCCAAACGCUGCAACCGGACAAGAUCCCGAGAGAGAAGUUUGUGAUCGUCCUCGCGACGUAAAGAAGACAAAAGCCACCGCUUCUCAAAGCUAGAGAACACGAAAGCGAUGCCUCAGUCUUUUCUCUUGGAUUCAACAUUUCCAAUCGUUCCAUGACCACUGCUGUGACUGACGAAGCAAUGAAGGAUAGGAUUAAAGCCGAAUCAAUCUCUGUCGACACGUGGCGUACCCGCCGGACACGCGGCCUGCCGUACACGUCAGCAUUUACUGGCGGGUCUUUUUUACUAAGGGUGUUCUACCGAGAAAUUAGGGUU